AUGAGCAACAACAACAAUAAUACAUCGAAUCAGUCGACGGUCUCACUCUCGGUGAAUAACAAUAGCAGCUCUUUGAAUUUAACUACACCAACGAAUCGGAUUGGAAGAUCACGUUCUGUUCUUUCAAAGAAGGCAGGAGUGGCGGGAAUUGUGGGCUUGGUGGCAAAUAAUACGAGUGCCAAUAGUAGCAUUACCAGUAAUACAAGUACUAACUUGAAAAUUCCUGUUCAACGAUUAAAUCAAUCAAAGGAUGAAAGUAAUACGAGUGGUAUAAAGGAUGAUAUAAAUAAUACGAGUAGUUUUAGUUAUACUAAAGAAUUUGAGGAAGAAAAAUUGGGAGAGAUGAAUGAUGAUGAACUGUUUCAGAAACUCCGAGAUAUAAUUAAGGGAGAACAAUCGGAGGAAUCAAUAUUACAAGCAAAAGUGGUUAAUCGAAUUGCUAGUUCAAUCAAUGAAAAGUAUACAACUGAAUACAUUCAAGAAUGGAAACAAUUGAAUUUAUUUCAUUAUAAAAAGCUUAAUCAACUUGGAAGUGAUGCAAAGGAUAACAUGACAGAUUUAAGUACUCUUGUCUAUGAUCUAAUGGCUUUUAAGGAUAUUAUUCUGGAAUAUUAUACAGUAUUACCAUACAAAUUGUUACAAGAUAUUGUACUGAUUUCAUCAAAGUUUUAUAGAAAACAAAUUAUUUCAAAGAGAUAUCUGCAAAUGGAAAAGGAGGUUGAAUUUUUGAGAGGAGAAAAUAAAUUUCUGAAAGAAAAUACAGCCAACGUGGAAAAACAAACUUUGAAAUUGUAUAACGAGUUGACAGAUGCUUUUUUAAGAAAUCAAGAAUCGGCUGUUUCAGAAAUUGAAACAGAUAGAAGUUCUUCAGAUGAAGGAGAAAAUAUCAAGAAUAGCAAAUAUAAUGAAGAAUUGAGAGAGUUGGGAUACAAGUUGGAUUCUGAAUUGAGAGGAGCUUUCCAAAAAAUCAAUGCACUCAAAGAAGUUUUAGACAAUUCACUCACUCAAUCCAACACUCUCAAGUCAACAGAGGCCAAAGUUUUCCAACAAUUGCAAUCAGUCUCAGUUCAAUUGAUAACACUCUCCAAAAAGUUUGAUGGCAAGCUUCAAGAUUCUGUUCAAAACAUUUCCAAAGAAAUUGAUAAAGCUCUCGAGAAGAAACUCAAAGCUUCCAAGAGAGAUAUGGUCCAGUGGAGAUUGUUCAACAAGGAUGUAGUCUCAAAGAGUCAAAUGAAGGAAUUGUUAAUGAAGGCGAGGGAGGAUUUACUCUCCAUAAAGGAUGAUAAUGAUGCAAAGGAAGAGAGUAGGGAUGAAAAAAUGGCUGAAAAGAUAUUGCAAGUUGAUGAAUCUCUCAAAUCACUUAUCCUUCAAGUUGCUCCAAACGAGUUUUCGAGAGUGCCAGAGGAGAACCAAUUGAGAGGUAACAAUACAGACACAAAGAGACCUAUCAAAUUACUCCAACAAACUCUCAAUGAGAUUAGGUACGAAAAGAAUGCAGAGAAAGCUGCAAAGCAGUCAUACCUUAAAAAGUUCACAUCUACUGUUGCAUUGGCAGUUGAGCAAAAAGAUGCUGGAAGAAGUGCUCCCGUAAAGAAAAUGUCUGCUUCAAUAUUUGACGAGCAAGCUCCCCAAACGCCAACUGAAGAGGACGCUGCCAACAAUAAUAGUCACUGUACUAGUGUAAACAAUAGUAACACUGAGGAAAAGGAAGAACCAUCCUCAAUUAACGUUCAACAACCAUUUAAGGUGGAUCAAAUGUUGAAACACAUCGAAAAAAUUACAACCAACAUUCAAGAAGAUAACAAAUCGUUCCAAGUCUAUCAGAAGAAACUGCAAGAAACGGAGAAGAAGUAUGUUUCUAAAAUUAAGGACCUCGAACGACAAGUUCUCAUUCUACAAGAAGAGUUAGUUAAAAAGAAUACAAAACCACAAGGAAAAUCUCCAAUCAACAAGGUGACAAAUGCUGUAACUGCUGUAAAUAGAAUGAAGAGUGCAGCUGAGGAAUCGUCGUCCAAUCUACUCAGUACUGACUUUUCUACAAAUCCAAUCCUUUCACCAUCUCCAACUCCUAAUAAUCUUCAAAAUCUAUUUGCAACACCCAAAUCGGCUUCUACCUUAGAUGAUCAAAGAUCAUUUUCAAAUAGUCCACAGCCUAAAGCUGUGGACAAGUCAUUCCAAAAUACUAACAGUAAUUCUGGAAUACUCAAGAGCCAUGGCUCAAAAACGAAUGUGCAACAACAACAACUGCAGCAGCAACAACAAUCUUUUGUUGACACACCUUCAAAAAGUGUGACCUUCCAACUUCCAGCCAAUGGAAGUAUCAAUCCAAAUAAUCAAACAAUUCAGAAUUCUGUUGACGUAAGGCAGAGUGUUGAUUCUAAAGUUGGAAAUCUUAGUAUUUCUGUCACAGAUAGCAGAGUCAAAUUCCCUAAUUCCAACUCUCAAAACACAACACCAUCGAAAUCAUAUGACCAUAAUACUGACAAUCUAGUUACUCCUAACAUUAAUACCAACACUAGAAAUGAAACAGAAACUAUCAUAAUACCUUCUCCUCUAACUCAAGUUGUCAUCUCUUCAAAUGAGACCUAUAAUGGAGAAGUUUCCAGUCCAACAUCUUUCCACACAGAAAAUAAUCCUCUAGUUCUUCAAAUUUCAUCCUAUGGAGGAUAUCCUCAGAAAUAUGCCUAUGGUAGUGGCAUAUCUACUAGCAACACUGCUAAUAAUUAUGUUGGUAUUGAUAUGUUACAACAACAGCAACCACAAUACAAUUACUAUGACAGUGAAAAUGAAAUGGACUAUCGAAGAGACAUUUCUCAAAACCCUGAUGCUGUUAAGGAGUGUCUCACUGCCCAGUCAAUUGGUCCACUAGGCACAGCAUCAGGCAGAAGAAGACCAGAGGAAAUUAAUAUUGUUACCUAUAACAGAUCUAGCUCACCAGUUUCUAGAUCAGAAUCAGUAUCACCAACAAUGAGAAAGACUAGGAGAACUAAUUCCAGAAGGAAAGAACUUGAGGACGAACAAAUUGUUGUAGCUCCAAAUGAAUACGGUAUUACAACAGAUGAAGUACAUGCUCUCCCACUUAUUACAUCCUUACUUUUAGAAGAUCCUCAACUUCAUGAAAAGGUUAUGAGGAAGAAGAAAUCAAGUCUUCCUUAUCUUUUCAAUAACAAUAAUGAAGAGGUAAUAAAUUAA
This is a messenger RNA of Naegleria gruberi, 3192 nucleotides long. RefSeq lists its product as uncharacterized. Lineage: Eukaryota; Heterolobosea; Eutetramitea; Acrasida; Naegleriidae. Bases 1 to 3192 code for a protein of 1063 amino acids. The record is from RefSeq and is a predicted model, not a curated record. The transcript has 2 exons.